CUUCAGCAGUGGCCUAUGGAUCCUGGUGCCUGGGGAAAUAGGACAGGUGUCACUGAGUUCAUCCUUCUUGGACUGACAGGAAAUAGAGGACUGCAACCCAUUCUUUUUGUCAUUUUUUUCUUUGCCUAUUUAAUCACAGUGGGGGGCAACUUCAGCAUUCUGGCUGCCAUCUUUGUGGAGCCCAAACUCCACACCCCCAUGUACUACUUCCUGGGGAACUUGUCUCUGCUGGACAUUGGGUGCAUCACCGUCACUGUUCCUCCAAUGCUGGUGUGUCUCCUGGCCUCCCAGUGCAGAGUUCCCUAUGCUGCCUGCAUUUCACAACUCUUCUUUUUCCACCUUCUGGCUGGUGUGGACUGUCACCUCUUGACUGCCGUGGCCUACGACCGCUACCUGGCCAUCUGCCGGCCCCUUACCUACAGCACUCGCAUGAGCCGUGAAGUCCAGGGUGCCCUGGUGGGCAUUUGCUGCACUGUCUCUUUCAUCAAUGCUUUGACUCACACAGUGGCUGUAUCUGUGCUUGACUUCUGUGGCCCUAAUGUGGUCAACCACUUCUACUGUGACCUCCCUCCCCUUUUCCAGCUCUCCUGCUCCAGCAUCCACCUCAAUGGGCAGCUACUGUUUGUGGGAGCCACCUUUAUGGGAGUCAUCCCCAUGAUCCUUAUCUCAGUGUCCUAUGCCCACGUUGCUGCUGCAGUACUACGGAUCCGCUCGUCUGAGGGGAGGAAGAAGGCGUUCUCCACAUGUGGCUCCCACCUCACUGUGGUCUGUAUCUUUUAUGGAACUGGCUUCUUCAGUUACAUGCGCCUGGGUUCAGUCUCAGCCUCAGAUAAGGACAAGGGGAUUGGCAUCCUCAAUACUAUCCUCAGUCCCAUGUUGAACCCAGUCAUCUACAGCCUCCGGAACCCUGAUGUGCAGGGCGCCCUGAAGAGGGUGCUGACAGGGAAGAGGCCCCCAGCAUGA
Molecule: messenger RNA, 963 nt
Organism: Marmota flaviventris (yellow-bellied marmot)
Lineage: Eukaryota; Metazoa; Chordata; Mammalia; Rodentia; Sciuridae
Source: RefSeq, a predicted model, not a curated record